AUGGGAGAUAGCGGCAUGAGCCUGGUACCUGCGAAGCUCGCAUAUGAUUGUCUGAACUCUAUACCCUUCAAUCAGAGUGCUGCUGCUGCUUUGAUGGAGUCCAUGAGACCGUAUCUGGAGUGGCAGACGACUACUGCUUAUCUCAAAGACCCACCAAAAGAGGUACGUACAUCUCAUCAUACCUGUCCAACAAGUCCGGGUGCUAAGAUUUCACCACAGUAUGCAGAACACGUUCAGCCAUCACACGACUUCUGGACCGUCUUCAAUAUAAUCGAAUCAAACGUUGCCGGUGAUGCUUAUGAAAGCGAGUAUGAUUUCGGAUGGGAACUCUACCUGGCCACACAACAAGCACACGACGGUCAUUUUACAUACACGUUAGAUGUCAUUGGCAAAAUCUUCUCUUUCGAACGCGCGAUACCACUUGUCUCUGUUUCAGAGAAUGGUAAAGACUUGCCAGUCAUCUAUGCGUAUGCCGACAUUCUGGCUGCUCAGGCUGGCAAUUCGUCUUUCCAGCCUUCUCACAUCAUUCAGAUCGAUGGAGUCGACGUCGUUGAGUUCUUGCUUGACUGGGCACAGUAUGGCACUCUACAAGACAAUGAUGCCCUAUGGAACAACCUUUUCUACUCGCCUGCACAAGCUUCGCUGGGUGGUGGUGGUUCAGCAGUUGGGACCUUUGCUGGAGGUGGCCGUGGUCGCUUUGUGUAUCCGGGACCGACGACUACGCUGACCUUCGCCAACGGAACAAACGUUACCAACCAGAAUUAUGCCAGACCGUUUGUCAGUUUCAAAAAUGUCGAGUCUGGAGCAGAUCUGUACAGACGGUAUCUCACACCCAAACCUGGGAGGCCUGUCGAUACUUUGGAGAUGUUGGAACACCAUAAGGAGAAGCGCAGUGCAACCGAGAACGACAAUUCGAAUAUUCAAUACCUCCACCAAGAUGAACCCUUGCUUCACCAUCAAAAAACCGGCAGCAUAGAUGCCCCUGGAUAUCCACCUCCAAUCAUCAGACAAAGGCGCAAUAUGAAUGGGGGCUACUUCCUUAAUGGAUCGGAUUUCGAAGACGUGGCAGUCUUGACACUGGCAUCCUUUGUAGACGAAGGAUCCGCCUCAGUCGAAUUCAAGAAGGUGAACUCAGACUUCAUCGCCGCCGCGUUGGCUGCAAACAAGACCAAACUGAUCAUCGACGUGAGCGCGAAUGGAGGUGGUCUACUCCUCCAAGGCUACGACCUUUUCAAGCAGCUCUUCCCAUCUAUACAUCCGUACGGUGCAUCUCGCUUCCGUGCUCACGAAACUGUCGAUUGGCUGGGAGAGAUAUACUCGAAGUUCGCUCAACUCAACAGCACUCGAGCCCGCCGGUUUCCCAUGGCACCUUGGGACUACUACACCGAUCUCGACUCAGACGACAAACACUUUACCUCUUGGAAAGGAGAAAACGGCAAAUACGGCCCUCACAAGCACGGAAACGACACUUUUACUUCGCUGCUGCGUUGGGACCUCCAAGACCCACAGAUCAUUAACUAUGCCGGGGGCAUCUACGUAACAGGCUACGGCGAAGCUGCCAACAAAUCCUACACCCAGCCUUUUGAAACGCAUAAUGUCAUUCUGGUGUAUGAUGGCUACUGCGCCUCCACCUGCGCUAUCUUUUCAGAGUUUCUGCGGCAGGAAGCGGGGGUCAAGACCAUUUCCUUGGGUGGUCGACCCUCUUUUCAUUCCAUGCAAGGUGUCGGCGGCGUCAAAGGCGCAAACAUGUUUCCUUUCUCCACCAUCUACUCUACCGUCCAAACAGCAAAAUCCUUGGCUGAAGAUAUGCCCAAGCAAAACCUCAGCACCACUGAAUUGGAGAAAUACACACCCCUCGCACUAAAGAGAUCCAUACAAGCCGGCGUCAACUCCCGUGACGGCAUCCGCAGAAACGACUCCUCCCAAACUCCGUGGCAGUUCAUCUACGAACCCACCGAGUGUAGAAUUUUCUACACCAAGCAGAUGGUGCUUGAUCAAAGUGCUGUGUGGAAAACUGUAGCUGAUACAGUUUGGGGCAGGNNGGGAAAUGCGUGUGUUGUUGGAAACAAUAGCUUUUAUGGUGGUAAGGAUGGGCAGGGGGCUGGUGUUGGGGGUAAAGAGGAAGAAAACAGGGUCUGGGAUGUCAGCGAGGGCUUUGAUCUUGAGGGCGCGUGGAGAGGACUGGAUGUCAGGACUGAGGAAAGGGGUAACCCUGAGGGGGAUUGUAUUAUGUUUCCUUGA
Molecule: messenger RNA, 2241 nt
Organism: Aureobasidium musti
Lineage: Eukaryota; Fungi; Ascomycota; Dothideomycetes; Dothideales; Saccotheciaceae
Source: the annotation of a GenBank genome assembly